CCUGCGGACCAAAAAGCUUAAUGGUUUUUCGUUCUUGUUUGAAAAAACGUGCGCACUAUUUCAUCUGAAAUGCUUUCACGUGCGCUGGGGUUUGUAGGCUACCACUUGGCUGUCUGCCUAUUAAGUGUUUCGCGCUCGACACGAAUCGUUUGUCUGCUCUAUUAACACGUGCUCUUCUUUUUUUUUCUUUUUUUUUUACAGAACGCUGUUAGCAUUGUCAUUGAGAAAAAUUCUAAUCGGUGACUCGACGCGUUCCAUUGCACGGGUUGCUAUUUCAAAUGACGAAACUGGUUUCUUUCCUGAUAUCUACCGAAGAAUACCUCUCUGGAUUUUAUUCACUUUGUGUGGAUAGGUGUAUUUUCGUAGAAAAAAAGUGAGACUGUGAAUUGAUGUUUAUGCCAACUUAGGUUCUGAUUUGGCGAGGGUGCGUGAAGCGCACGCGCGCUGUGGGCGGGAAUAGACGCGCGUUUAUAAAGAGCGCUGUGCGCGUCGUGGGGCGGCGACACCGCGCGGAAACGGCUGUCAACGCAGAGGACUCCGUGAAGACGCGAAGGAAGUCCUUUUAAUUCAUUCCAAGCUGGGUGGGAGAGGCGCGCCUCUCUCGGGCCCCUUGUCGCCUCUCCCCCCCCCGGAAUGGAUGAACACUUCAACCUCAUAGACUCGCCGUCGACACGCCACAGGGGAAACAACGCCGAGAACCACGGCUACGCGGAGACAGAAAAGGGCAGCAUGACGGUGAUGGCGGCGGAGUUGCUGGAGGAAUCGGCCGCGCUCCCCGGCCACCUGUCGCUGGAUCGAUAUGAGGCGGAGCACGAGUGCUGCGAGAGAGUGGUCAUCAACAUCUCGGGCCUGCGCUUCGAGACGCAGCUCAAAACUUUCAACCAAUUUCCAGACACCUUGCUCGGCGAUCCGAAAAAGAGGAUGCGCUACUUCGAUCCGCUAAGGAAUGAGUACUUUUUCGACAGGAAUCGUCCAAGCUUUGACGCCAUCCUCUACUACUACCAGUCAGGCGGGCGCAUCCGGAGACCCGUCAACGUGCCCAUAGAUAUUUUCUCAGAAGAGAUCCGCUUUUAUCAGCUUGGCGAGGAAGCGAUGGAGAAAUUUCGUGAGGACGAGGGUUUUAUCAAAGAAGAGGAGCGCCCCUUGCCUAGCCAUGAGUUCCAGAGGCAGGUCUGGCUUUUAUUUGAAUACCCGGAGAGCUCGGGCCCGGCCAGGGGCAUUGCCAUCGUGUCAGUGUUGGUCAUUCUGAUCUCCAUCGUCAUUUUCUGUCUGGAAACUUUGCCUGAGUUUAGGGACGAUAAGGAUCCGGUAACAGUAGCGCCCAUAAUAAACGGCACUGGCCCGUACGGGUCAGGCUCUUUUACUGACCCUUUUUUUGUUAUCGAGACGCUUUGCAUAAUCUGGUUCUCAUUUGAGCUGCUUGUCCGCUUUUUCGCCUGCCCCAGCAAAGCCACCUUUUCCAAAAACAUCAUGAAUAUAAUCGACAUCGUGGCUAUAAUUCCGUACUUCAUCACCCUUGGUACAGAGUUGGCGGAAAGACAGGGUAAUGGGCAGCAGGCCAUGUCCCUGGCCAUCCUGCGCGUGAUCCGUCUAGUGCGAGUGUUUCGCAUCUUCAAGCUGUCGCGCCACUCCAAGGGCCUCCAGAUCCUUGGGCAGACGCUUAAAGCCAGCAUGAGGGAACUUGGUUUGCUGAUUUUCUUCUUGUUUAUCGGAGUCAUUUUAUUCUCCAGCGCUGUGUACUUCGCUGAGGCGGACGACCCUGCAUCCAGCUUCAGCAGCAUCCCGGACGCGUUCUGGUGGGCCGUGGUUACCAUGACUACGGUCGGCUACGGAGAUAUGCACCCGGUGACCAUCGGGGGGAAGAUCGUCGGCUCGCUAUGUGCCAUUGCUGGUGUUUUGACGAUCGCGCUUCCAGUGCCCGUCAUCGUCUCCAAUUUCAACUACUUCUACCACCGGGAGACGGACGGCGAGGAGCACGCGCAGUACCUGCACACGGGCAGCUGCGAGCAUCUCGAGUCCGCUGAGGAGAUGAAACGGACGCGGAGCACCUCGUCACUCAGCAAAUCGGAAUACAUGGUGAUAGAGGAGGGCAUAAACAGCGGCUUUAAACAGGCUAACUACACAAACCAAAAUAAUCAGAACUGCGUAAACAUCAAAAAGAUUUUCACAGACGUGUAAAGCAAACGCAGCUCCAGUCGACGAUGCUCCUCAGACCAACUACACUUUACUCUAGGAUUUUCUUCAUGCAGACCCUGUACACGGACUAAAACCUGUUGGCCUGCAGAUAAUCAUGCAUUCUCUAUAGUGGUUAAAAGUGGACGAAGGGCGGGUCAGGGACCUUAAAUAUCAUAAAAACAGUAACAAUUCGUUUGUGAUUGUCAGUCUGCAUUUGUUCUCAGUGUUAUAUAUAAUCGUCAUCAUACGUAUUGGCAAUAUAUUACAAUCUAACAAAUGCCUGUUAAUGUGCUGAAACGAUAUAUUUUCAGAGGUCACGUGUUAGUGUCACAUGCAUUUUGUUAGUAUCUAUAAGUGCAGAUAUCAUUAUAACAAACUGAACGCAUGUGGAUAAACCAUCAAACUGUCGAAUAUAUAUAUAGCCUAAUGUAUGUAUUUAUUAAUCAAACCGCCUUUACCUAUACCAAAUAACUAUGUGUUAUACAAAAUGAAAGAAUGGAUUGUUAUGGCUCAAAAUGUUUUAUUUUGUGUAGAAAAAAAGGCGUGUGAAAACAAUUAUCACCAAAUCGAUGUUAAGUGCUGUAAUCGGCCACGUAAAAAGCCAAGUUUCCCCCAAAUUCUAUUUAUCUUUUCCCUGUAGAAUUCCCCACGAUUAGCAUUCGGAAAAAGACACAGUAGGUUGGCAUAAAAAGAAAACACUGUCGUUUCUUGCGUGAGAAAACAGGACUGAGCUGAGCACGCGCGGAUUCGCCUCCCCGUCGAGACCCCUGGCUCCGCCCUAUGAUGCAGUCUCCAUAGCGACCACAGUUUCCUGGGAGGUAAAGAUCAGGACCAUGUGCUGUUAAAGAUUUCUGCUGAUGGGCAUUCAUAUGACGCAAUCGAACUGACCGGUGGCUCUAUUCCAAACUGGGCAAAGAAGUUUUAAAGAGACAGAUCCAGACUUAUCAACAACCACUAGGCACAGUAUAAAGCACAGGUCAAAGCACACAAACUCAUCUAAGGGAUGUCUGCAUUGUGGUAUAUCACAUUCUCAUCAUCUGAAGACUCUAGAAGUGGCCUUGUUCAUUGGAUACACUGCCAGACUGAAUGUAUAUAACCAAUCAGAUGGACACACAAGGGACAGAAGCUUAGACACAACUGCCUAAUACAGUGAGAAAUAUAUAAGUGAAGAUGGAUUUUGGUGUGUUCUUCAUGUAUUCACUGUUUGUACUGUUUUCAAAGCAGAUGUCUGUGUAUAAGUGUGUUAUUAUUAAGCCAAUGUUUACGUAUUAACUAUAUUAGACAUUCCAACCAAUGAAGCACCAAAUCAAUGUUUUUGAAGAGAUAAACUAAUAAAAUGGAUUGCAAACA
Messenger RNA from Hemibagrus wyckioides, 3525 nucleotides. RefSeq names its product potassium voltage-gated channel, shaker-related subfamily, member 3a (gene kcna3a). Lineage: Eukaryota; Metazoa; Chordata; Actinopteri; Siluriformes; Bagridae. The coding region runs from base 634 to 2178 and encodes 514 amino acids. Gene Ontology annotation, biological process: protein homooligomerization; potassium ion transmembrane transport. Gene Ontology annotation, cellular component: voltage-gated potassium channel complex; membrane. The transcript is spliced from 3 exons. The record is from RefSeq and is a predicted model, not a curated record. Gene Ontology annotation, molecular function: delayed rectifier potassium channel activity; protein binding.